AAGCUUUUAAUAAAGUUACAAGUCUUUGAAAAUGAAGACACUAACCUCUGGGAAGAAACCACUUUCCAAGAAAAUAAUGAGGACAUACCUGUUGACAUAUUACAUGAUGAAUGCUUAUCAGACACGUCGAAUUCACUUGAACAUGAAAGCCUGUUGGGAUUUGAUAAACAUCUCACAAAAAUUCAUAAAGACAAUAUGCUAUCUAAAGAACAAAGAGCAGCAAUUCUUAAGCAAGAACCAAGAAACUUCAAUAUUAAAUACUUAUUACUAACUAUGAACAAAAGAAUAUGGAAGUUACUAUCCCCUCAAUCUAGGGAAUCAGAUAAAGUCAUAGCAAAAAUAUCGUAUAGGACAUCAGCAGUACUUUGCUUACUGGAUAAUGUACUUAGAGCAUUAUAUCAAUCAAAACCCCCUAACAGUGACUAUUCAGUAUUGCAAGCAUGGGAAGAUAUUGAAACAUCGUUUACUAACACGCAGACUUUAUUAUUUGAUACAUUACUGCAUUAUCUUUUAUUAAUGACUCGAGAUGGCAACAGAGAAGACCUUAAAGAUUUGGUUGAAAGGGAGAAUGCCACGAAUAAUUUUAUUAACAAGGCUUUUAGAAACAAGGCUCAUGCUUUAAAUCGAAGCAACACUAAACCUUUAACAACAAUAAUAAUCAGGAAAACAGACAAUAGAGUGCUCAGACAAGUACAUCUGGGCACCAGGCACAGAAUUCUUAGUAACCCAGAACAAAAUCAUAGUUGGAGGAAGGUUAGCACAACAUAUGCAUGUAUGGAAGGAGAUAUUUGGAUAUUCAUAGCAAAAAGACAAGAUAACGAAAUAAUUGAACAAAAAAUACAGAUGAUAAUUCAAAAAGGGCAAAAUAAUGGAUAUCUGCAAAGAAUACAAGAUAGUACUCAAAAGACAACAUAUUCACAUAAGAAAACUCUUGUUAAAAGACAAAAAUAUGGUGCUAAAAAAGAAUGGUUGGGAUUCUUUUCUUACCUUAACUCCAGAGAACCAGUUACAACUAAAAUGGUGGAUCAAGUACCUUUCAGACUAGAACAGAAAACUGCACAUAAACAUGCUAGAAUUAAUAGCGAUUCACUAUGCCUUCAAGGCUUUCAAGAAUCUAAAGGAUCAAAUGGUGAUAAUCAAUGCCUUGCUUCUGAAAUAUUUCUCCAGGUUUUCAAAUCUGAAUUGUCAGGCAGUAGAUGCCUUGGCACAAUGUUGGAUGACUCUAAUAGGUUGAGCGAAUUCACCAUAAAUAAUGAUACACAAAAUCUUGUCCAAGGUCAUCUGCAACAAAGCAACUAUAGCUCUAGUAAUACCGUAUUGGCUAUUGGCAACAUAGUUUUCAAUACUAUUGGACUUAUUGAUAGAUUUGCCAAUCCUGUUGAUAGACACAAAACCAUUUCUACUAGGAUAGAUCAGCAAUCUACAACCAGUUCGCAAUCACAAGUGGAAUGUGUUCAUUUGUCUUAUCUCCAGAAAAACUUCAAAAAGAAAGGUUUUUCAGAUAAAGCUGUUAAACUGUUAGAAGAAGUAACUAUAAAACAUCCAAUGCUACAAUCAGUUUCUCGCUUAAGAGGUAGUUGGUUUGGUGCGAUAAAAUGA
Molecule: messenger RNA, 1599 nt
Organism: Racocetra persica
Lineage: Eukaryota; Fungi; Glomeromycota; Glomeromycetes; Diversisporales; Gigasporaceae
Source: the annotation of a GenBank genome assembly